AUGAAAUUCUUCGAUGUCGCCGUCACAUUCACGGCAGACCAAUUCCAAGGCAUCUACCGAGGAAAGCAAUAUCACGAACCAGAUUUUGCAGAAGUCCUGAAAAGAGCCCGAGAACAUGGAUGUGAAAGGACCAUGCUCACCACCAUGACUCUAGAGGGCGCAAAACAAAAUUUGCAGGCAGUGAGGGAGUUCCCCGCGAUGUGCAAAAUGACCUUAGGCGUGCAUCCGUACCAUGCCGCCGAGAUCUAUGGACAGCCAGAGUCCCAAUAUCUGAAUGAGCUGCGCGAACUAGGUGAAACGCUCCUAGCUGAGAGUCCCUCGCCUUUGGCUGCGUUUGGGGAAAUCGGGUUGGACUAUGAGUACCUGGAUCGGGCCGAUAAGGAAACGCAGCAACGCGCAUUCCGCGACCAAUUAGAGCUGGCCGUGCAAUUCCAGUUACCGUUGUUCUUGCAUGUUCGUGAGUCAGCCAAAGAUUUUAUUUCCAUCAUCAAGCCUUUUCUGCCAAGACUGUCGCGUGGUGGAUUGGUGCAUUCUUUUGCAGGGACGAAGGGGGAGAUGCUCCAGCUCGUGGAACUGGGUCUUGACAUUAGUGUCAACGGUAUCUCAUUCCGGACAGAUGAACAGUUGGAAAUGGUCAGAAAUAUUCCAUUGAACAAGUUGCAACUGGAGACUGAUGCGCCAUGGUGCGAGGUCUUGUCUAAUGACCCCAAAAUCGCGGGUUAUCUGGAAACUGCGAAGCCGUUGCCGGCGAGUCGGAAACAUAACAAGUUUGUACUAGGCCAGAUGGUCAAGACACGGAAUGAAAGUUGUACUAUAGAGCGUGUCGGGUUGGUUGUAGCCGGUUUGAAGGGUGUCGCUAUGGAAGAAGUGGCUGAGGCCGCUUGGAACAAUAGCAGUCGGAUGUUUUGGUUUGUUUAUCGAAGUCAAUAUACAAACUUUGCAAAGACGUUAAACACAUCAAUCACAAUGAAGGGCACAUUGAUCCUCUCUGGUCUUCUGGCCACCACUGUCUCGGCUCACAUGCAGUUGAACAAGCCUUACCCUAUCCGCAGUCCCUUAAACAAGGAUGCCAAGGGCGAGAAGGAUUAUUCUUACACCAACCCUCUCUCCACCUCGGGUAGCGAUUACCCAUGCAAAGGAUAUGCCAAUGAUGCCUUUGAGGCUGUGGAUACAUGGCAACCAGGCUCCACCCAAGAGAUGUCGUUGGAAGGCAGUGCCACCCAUGACGGCGGCUCAUGCCAGCUCUCCCUGACUUAUGACAAGGGUAAGACAUUCAAGGUCAUUGAGUCGAUCGAGGGUGACUGCCCUAUUGCUAAGAAGUACCAAUUUGAUGUCCCCUCGGACGCACCCACCGGUGAUGCUCUGUUCGCUUGGACCUGGUUCAACAAGGUCGGCAACCGCGAGAUGUACAUGAACUGUGCCAUGAUCACAAUUGGUGGUUCCAGCAACCACACCGUUGUCGACUCCGAGGGCCGUGUGGCUAAGGAGACCCCAAAGCAGGCGCUCAGCCAGAAGACCCAUACCCACACUACGAACGCGAAGAGCAGCUUCGAUAGUCUCCCUGAUCUCUUCAUUGCCAACGCCAACCAGGCUGGCAAGUGUGUGACCGUCGAGGGCCAGGCUGUUCACUUCCCCAAGCCCGGUCCCAAACUGAUCGGCAAGGCCGAUGGCCCUGGCUACAAGUGCGCCGACCAUGCUCCCUUCCUGGACGACAGCUCUGAUUCCGCGACGAAGUCAUCCAAUACCAGCACCUCUACCUCCGCCACCUCCACUACUUCCACCACCCCCAAGUCCGAGAAAAAGCCUGCUGUCAUCAGCACCUCCUCAUUCACCACGAAGGCGAUUUCCAAGAUCGCCCAGGCCCUCGCCACUCCUUCUGUCGCAGCUGACUCCCGUGUGCAAUCUGCCGAGGACUCAUCCAACAACCAGUUUGUCGACCAUGUCGGUCAAUGGUCUUGCCACUCUGGGGAAAUUCUUUGCUCCCCAGAUGGGUUGACCUUUGCCAUGUGCACUAACGGCAAGCCCAUCUUCAUGGGAUCCGUCGCUGCUGGUACUAUUUGCCGUUGGGGAGCUAUCACUGCUCGCCAGUAA
Molecule: messenger RNA, 2091 nt
Organism: Penicillium roqueforti
Lineage: Eukaryota; Fungi; Ascomycota; Eurotiomycetes; Eurotiales; Aspergillaceae
Product: putative extracellular protein
Exons: 4
Coding region: 1-2091 (696 amino acids)
Molecular function (GO): hydrolase activity, acting on ester bonds
Source: RefSeq, a predicted model, not a curated record